AUGGUAGAUGAGGGUCACAUAAAAUCAGAAGUGAUAUGGCCCCUGGAGGAAAUGUUGGGUGAUGAUUUGAUUUCAGUGAUAUAUAGUCAUACAUAUAUUGAUGCAUCGCAUACUGGAUAUGCAUCACAGCCUAUAGCGACCGACAGUAUUGUGUAUAAAUACUUGGUACUCCCUGCUAAUACAUAUAACACCAAAAAAUAAAAACAACAUAUACAGAACAGUGUCCCAAGAUUAGUUUUACAUUGUCUCCUUCCCCUCCUUUUUUUCUCCAUGGAGAAGGCUCUAGUUCUGAUUGUUGGAGCAGGUCCAUCCGGUCUCGCAACAGCAGCAUGUCUUAGCCAGCUCUCCAUACCGUAUAUCAUCGUCGAGCGUGAGGGUUGUACCGCAUCGCUGUGGCGUAAUCACACAUAUGAUCGCCUCAAGCUUCACCUUGCCAAGGAGUACUGCGAGAUGCCCCACAUGCCAUAUCCUGAGUCUACGCCGACCUACGUCCCCAAAAUUCAGUUUCUGAGGUAUGUGGAUGAUUAUGUGGAGCACUUCAACAUUUGCCCCAGGUUUAACUCAUCUGUUGAGUCCUGCUUGUAUGAUGAAGUGAAAAAAUACUGGGUUGUCACCACACAUGACCAAGUGAAUGGCAUGGUGACCAAAUAUGCAGCUAGGUUCUUAGUUGUAGCGACUGGUGAGAAUAGUGCAGGGAACAUUCCUAGUAUCCCUGGACUAGAGGAUUUCUCUGGCCAUGUCAUGCACUCAUCAAACUUUAGGUCAGCAAUUUCUUAUGUUGGGCAAAGGGUGCUUGUUGUUGGAUGUGGGAACUCUGGCAUGGAGAUUGCUUAUGACCUUUCAAGCCAUGGAGCAAAUACCUCCAUAGUCAUCCGCAGCCCUCUGCAUGUUAUGACAAAGGAGCUGAUUCACCUGGGGAUGAAACUUGCAAGCUGGCGCCUCCCAGUGAAAUUUGUAGAUUUUGUUCUUGUGGUUCUUGCAUAUCUCUGGUUUGGUAAUCUCUCAAACUAUGGCAUUGUGAGGCCAAAUAUGGGGCCACUGCUUCUUAAGGCAAAGACUGGACGGUCUGCAGUCAUAGAUGUUGGCACCACUGAGCUAAUAAGGAAAGGGGAUAUCAAGGUAUUUGGUCCAAUAUCUUGCAUCAAGGGGAAUGUUGUUGAAUUUAAUGAUGGGAAAGAGAGUUACUUUGAUGCUAUCGUUUUUGCUACAGGUUACACAAGCACUGCAAACAAAUGGCUUAAGCAUGGUGAGGGUAUGAUGAACAAUGAAGGCAUGCCGAAGAAGGACUUCCCAAAUCAUUGGAAAGGUUCAAAUGGACUCUACUGUGUGGGGUUUGCAAGGAAAGGAUUGUCUGGUAUUUCUCAUGACGCCAAAAACGUUGCUAAUGACAUCAAGGCCUUCCUAGAUUCGAUGGCACCAUUCUAA
Oryza brachyantha (malo sina) is the source of this 1425-nucleotide messenger RNA. Its product is annotated as probable indole-3-pyruvate monooxygenase YUCCA11. The record is from RefSeq and is a predicted model, not a curated record. The transcript has 5 exons. Gene Ontology annotation, molecular function: flavin adenine dinucleotide binding; monooxygenase activity. Lineage: Eukaryota; Viridiplantae; Streptophyta; Magnoliopsida; Poales; Poaceae.